Molecule: messenger RNA, 216 nt
Organism: Guillardia theta CCMP2712
Lineage: Eukaryota; Cryptophyceae; Pyrenomonadales; Geminigeraceae
Exons: 2
Coding region: 1-216 (71 amino acids)
Source: RefSeq, a predicted model, not a curated record
AUGUGUGUUUGCGGCGGCUUUUGUGUCUUUGCCUUUGUGGGUGCAACUGCUUUGGGCAUUGGCGCACCAGUCGCGGUGCAAGGCAUUGCGGAGCAGCAGAAGCUUGAAGCAAGUAUGAAAGCAGAUACAAAGUUGCAAGCAGACACGAAUCCUUCGGAGGAAAUUUCCGAAUCCGAACCAUCCAAAGGUCCUCUCGAGCGGAUGGUAGAGCUCUAA